Ruditapes philippinarum (Manila clam) is the source of this 3822-nucleotide messenger RNA. Its product is annotated as protein cornichon homolog 4-like. Gene Ontology annotation, cellular component: endoplasmic reticulum membrane; COPII-coated ER to Golgi transport vesicle. Gene Ontology annotation, biological process: endoplasmic reticulum to Golgi vesicle-mediated transport. NCBI's taxonomy places the organism in Eukaryota, Metazoa, Mollusca, Bivalvia, Venerida, Veneridae. The transcript has 5 exons. The record is from RefSeq and is a predicted model, not a curated record. The coding region runs from base 103 to 537 and encodes 144 amino acids.
CUUUUCGGACCUUACGGAAAUUGACGAAACACACGUGAGAUGUAACAAAAAUAUUGAUUGGUCAGUCAUUUCCGUUAAUAAUUAGUGAUUUCCGUAGCCAACAUGGGUGUCGACGCACCGCUCUUCAUAUUUUCAUUAAUUGAUGAAGGAUAUCUUCUUUUCCUUAUCGUGUACUUUGUUAUCACAUUAUCAGAUUUAGAAUGUGAUUACCUAAAUGCCAGAACUUGCUGUGAAAAACUUAAUUUUUGGGUUUUACCAGAAAUCAUUCCACAGGCAAUAUUAACAGUUUUGCUGUUGUUCACUGGUCACUGGCUGUUAUUUCUUGUCUAUGGAACAUGCACAGCGUGGAUCAUUUAUAGAUAUGUUACUAAGCCAUCAGGAAAUAUAGGAAUAUAUGAUCCUACAGAAAUCCAUAAUAGACAACAACUUAAAUACCAUAUGAAAGAAAAUCUUUGUAAAAUGGGAUUCCAUCUUGUUUUCUUUUUUGUGUACCUGUAUUUGAUGAUAUACUCACUGAUAAAGGGUGAUGAUCUCUAACUGCCUCAAGAAUCCCUGCAGAUCUACUCAUACCAGAAACAUUAUGUACAUAUCAUAUAUAUCCAUGCCUUAAAUGUGUUACGAUUUUGCUAGAUAUAUAAAGUGUCCAGAUUUUUUUAUUUUAUAUUUUUGUUUUUGUUCUUUGAAAAUAUUAUAGAUCAAGAAUCAUGUUUAUUCAAACUUUGUAUUGCAAUAUUGGCUCACCUUUUAUCACCUGUAUUAAGACAAGCCAUCCUUAACUUACAUUACAUGCAGUCUGAAGAUUAAUAUGUCACUAUAAUGUUGUCUGCUAAAUUUCAUCAUUUUGAUAUUGAUAGUCUGAUUAAAUAAGAAUAUACAGGUCUGUGUUUAAAACAGGACUGCCAGUAAUCGAUUUCACAAAUGCACAAGAAGGGUAUGUAUAUAUUAUAAGUGAGAUCUACUGGGGAUGUGGGCACUGAAUUAUGGUAACUAAAGUUAACACAGGAGAUGAAAUAGUUAUGCAUUCACUCCUUACAAUACUAAAUAUAAACAGUCCACUCUAAAUAUAUGGGAUUUUGAUCUCAAAAUGCUAAAAUUAAUCCACAAAGAGGCAACACAAAAUGUAGGUUGGUCUUGCACUAUAAAGUCAUUAUCACCACAAGCUUUUAAUGACUUAAAGGCCCAUUAAGUCUGAAAAUGCCAUUAUUUUCUCUUCCUUUUUUUAACUUUAAUUUUUUUAUUUAUUUAUUUUUUGUGUCCCAAAAAAAAGAUACAUAUAUGCAGUAUAGCUGAGCCAUAUUUUACUUUUGCAUUUUUGAUUUGUACUGUUAUAGUGAUUUAUUAUUUUGUAUGAGUGUCAAAUUACCAUUUUGUUUACAUUUUGCUAUCUUUAGCACACUUUAUAAGUUUAUUUUAGUUUAUUUCACAUUCAGCACUAAGCAUCAUAUAUGUUCUAAAUCCAUUAUUACAAGGGUGUUGAAACAUGUUUGUCCUUCCUACUUAAAAAAAUAAGAAUUUGAGGCUCUAUGUACCUUUAAAGGAAUAGAAACUAAUCUGACUUAAUGUUUAUACCUCAUAUUUUGCUAGCAAGUCAACUUUCCAUUUCUCAUGUUGCAAUCCGGUAGGGUAACAUAUAUUUUAUUUUCUGUAUUGAAAUAGCUGAUGCAUGCUAAGUGAAUUGCAAAAGAAACAACAGAUGUUAUGUUAGAUUAUAUAAACAUUUACAUUAUGAUAAGCUUGAACAUUAUUCUCAGUUUAGCAUUUUAUUAAUACUUUUUGUUCAUUCAUGUAUGAAUAGUCCUUUUAAAGACUUUAAAUGUCAGAAUUUAUCUCUUGUCACCAAAGCUAGGUCACAUAUUUAUAUAUGUGUGUGUGUUUUGAUCUGUCCCUAUGUAUUUGCUUAUAUCAUGUCCUAUAUAUUUAUGCUUAUAUAACUAUCAUAUAGGUUGUGCACUUGAACAAAUGGUACUUAAACAAACAUUUUUGUUGUAGACUCAGAAUUUUGUUACUUUUUUACACCAUAGAUUUAUUAGAUUCAUUCAAUUGCUUUCAAACAUUGGUUUUAAACCAUUUACAGUUUAUGGCACAAUGUACACCAGGAUACCUGUGGUUUCCUCAACUCUGUAUUAUUAUAUGAUGUGGCUUAGAAAACACAUAUUCACGAAGGAUAUGCGAAUACAUGUCAUUCAUUGUUUAUGGAUAUUUUUGCUUGUUUAAGACGUGUUAAUCGGAUAUUUGGGCUUUUUUUAAAAUUUGAAUCUGUAUACAUUCUUUUUUGAAUAUGAUUUACUUCUAUACAGGGUUUAUUAUUUAACUUUUUACACAACAUAAACUUUGUUUGUAAUUAAUUGCCAAAAAAAAUCAGUCAUUGUAUGGAACAGAGGGAUUUUUUAAUACAAGGUUGAAUCAUUUGAUGUUUAGGUUUUCUUAUUUUUGGGUAAAGUAUCUCACAGGACUUAUGUAUAGACCUGUUUUAAAUCAAUAUACAAUUAUCAAUUAUAUGACUGUUUAAUAAGUUUAUUAUUUAAACAGUCAGAUAUAUAAAUAUUCUAAGAUAUCUAAUAUCAGAAAGUUAAAAUAUAUGUGUAUUCAGUAUAAUUAUAUAUAUUGUACUAGUAUAAUGAUAAACGAUAUUUCAAAACCCAAGUUUUUGCUCAAUUAUGUAUCACAUUUACAUACAUGUAUCUACAAAACAGCUGUACAUUUUAUUAUCUUUAUCCUAUUAUCUGAAAGUGGCCAGGAACAUAAUCAUUUGAAGUAGUAUUGAUUUUCUUUUUUUCGCAUUAGUGUAAAUGAUUAAGAUAUUCUGAUAUUUUAUAAUGCACCCACCAACUCAUUUUAAGUAUUAUAGUACAAUAGCCUGUACAUAUGAUUAUAUUUUUUCCCCAAAGUCAAGCCAGCUUGACCUAAUUUAAAUUAUGAAUAAAGGCUCAUUUUACUACAAUUUGAACAAAAUAAGUCAACAAAUAAUACUCUUGUUUAAUAUGUAAUUUAUAAUUGCAAUUUGAAAUGGAUUUCUUACUUUUUAAUUUAGAAUUAUGAAAGUUUAUCCCCUCUGGUACAUGUAUGUUUUUUGGUUCGUUUUAUACAUCAUCAAAAUGUUGAAUUGUAUUUUAAAAGGUGAUAUGCCGUUCUUGAGUUUUUCAGUCAACUUGUGUCAUAGCAUAAUCAACAAAGUUAUUUUUAUCUGUGAGAAAUUUAAUUUCUGAAAUAAAAUUUAUGAAGUAAGUAAAAGUAUAUAUUUAAGUGAAUCAUCACAUUAUUUAGUAAAGUGAUUCAUCUUAUUGUUAUAUCUCAAAAUGCUGACAAUUUAUUAGUAAUUUUAAUUUGUUAGACUGAUUUACAAAAAAUGUAAUGCACAAGUCAAUUGUAAGCACGGCCCCUCCACCCCUUGGUACUUGUGGGGACUUUGGCUUUGCAAUUUUUAAACCCUUGGUGAAGAGCCUCCCUUUGCCUAGACUGUCCGAUAAAAUACCAGCUAUAAACCAGGCACUGCCAUUUAUUUUAUAUCCUUGGCCAUUUUGGUACCAAAACAAAACCACAAUAUUGACCAGGCAGUGCGGAGACAGAUUAAAGAUAAAGACUUGGCUCAUUACCCAUGCUAUCCAGCAGAUGCAGUAAGGCUAUGUUUUCAAUUGACUGGUGUAUAUCAUAACCACUGUUUUUAGUUGAAAAUUGUGUGAGACAGUCUAUAUUUACUUGUGUGUAUGUAGACAAGCCUGGUGCAUGAACAAUGUGGCAAUAAGUUAUACUCUCUACUUACAGAAUAUCUUGGUGCAUAUUUGCAUUAUGUAUUUUACAGUUAAUAAAUAUUGUUUUAGAUAA